This is a messenger RNA of Myotis brandtii (Brandt's bat), 635 nucleotides long. RefSeq names its product complement factor H. The record is from RefSeq and is a predicted model, not a curated record. Lineage: Eukaryota; Metazoa; Chordata; Mammalia; Chiroptera; Vespertilionidae. The transcript is spliced from 3 exons. Bases 45 to 620 code for a protein of 191 amino acids.
UUUAAAAGAUUUACUGAAAAGUGUAUGUUGUUGCUUUUUCAGCAAUGACUUGUCCUAGACCACCCAGCUAUGACAAUGCCACCCCUGUAGACCAGCCGAAGAACUCAUACAAGUCAGGAGACCAUGUGGCUUAUAGAUGUCAAGCACAUUACCAAAUGGAUGGACCCAAUGUUGUAGAGUGUAGGGACGGCAUUUGGAUAGGAACACCCACAUGCAAAGAUCUCUCCUGUGGCAGCCCUCCCACAGUGCAAAAUGCCUUUAUACCAAAACAGAAGCUUAGGUAUCGACAUGAGGAGACAGCACAUUAUGAAUGCAGGCACCCUUUUGGCCUCUUUGGGAAUGCAGUGGUGACCUGCUUCAGUGGGAAUUGGACAGACCCACCUGAGUGCAAGGAGUCCACAGGAAAAUGUGGGCGCCCUCCUGCUAUUGACAAUGGAGACAUUACCACGUAUCCAUCAUCAGUCUACGCUCCUGGGUCUUCAGUGGAGUAUCAAUGCCAGGCCUACUAUGAACUUGAGGGAAACAGGAGAAUAACGUGCCGUGAUGGACAGUGGUCUGAACCACCCAAAUGCUUAGGUAAGUCCUUUAAUGUCCUCGUGGACACUGGGAAAUCCGUGUAAUGAAUGUCAUGUUUG